This is a messenger RNA of Tribolium castaneum (red flour beetle), 3413 nucleotides long. RefSeq names its product female-specific feminizer. Lineage: Eukaryota; Metazoa; Arthropoda; Insecta; Coleoptera; Tenebrionidae. The transcript is spliced from 5 exons. The record is from RefSeq and is a predicted model, not a curated record. Bases 179 to 1108 code for a protein of 309 amino acids.
UGGUGCUGUAUGUUUUCACCGACAUCUGACAUUUUUAAAAACUACCAUGGCGGCACAACCGGUGUUAGUGUUUUGGCUUUUUUCUCUUCCCAAUGUUUUCUAACGUUAAUUUGUGCCUUUUCAGUCAAUUUCUCGUGUUUCCGUGAAAAACGGUUAUGUAAACUUUUUGAUUGUUUUCAUGAUGUCGGGUUCAAAGAGCCAAGGAACACCCGAAGUUCUAAUGCAGUUGGACAAAAAUGAGCUGCAAAGCAUCAAAGUGAAGAUUACUAGAAGAAAUGUUAACAAGCCGUAUAAUACGGCCCUUCUUCAGCGGGGUUUGGAGGACCCCGCUGACCUUAAAGUUCAUUUAAGACCUGAUGAAGGCGUCCGCCCCAUUUUUGACCGCGAAGACGUCCGUGUAAAUCUCAGAUUUAGUGAUAGCCCCCCUGUAAAUCCCCCAAAACCCGGAAACGACAAAGCCAGGAGUCGAAGUCCGGCGAGACAUCGCAGUCCCCAGCCCCACACCUCCCGGGAUUACCCCAGACGUCGUGAUUACCACUCACCGAGACAUCGACGUAGUAGUUCACGGUCGAAAAAAGUGGUUUACAAGACUUCGCCCCCUCGUUACAGACGUAGCAGAUCGCCGAGGCGAAGCCGCGACAGGUCCCCCAGAGACAGGUACCGGAGGCGUACUCGGAGCCCCUCCCCCUAUCGCCGGUCCCGGUAUAGUAGAUCGCCUGAUUACCGACGGUAUGACCGGCGGAGUCGUUCCCCCAAAAGGCACAGAUACACUCCCGAGAGAGAUAGACAUGAAAUCGCGUACCAACCGGCGGGGAUUCCCCCCUAUUUACAAGGGCCUGAAAUGUGGAUACCUGCUCCGAGGAUUCCACCGAUGAUACCGCCGAUGGCUUUUCCGUACCCCCCUUUGAGGCAUCCGAUGAUGUAUCGGGGGCCCCCUUUCAGGCCUAGGAUUAUUUAUAAUAAUCCCAGACCUAGAGUGACGCAAGCCAUUGCAAGUGCGACUGUUACAACAACCACGACAACGGCAACGCCUGAAGUUACGGAGUGUGAGAGUGAAGGACAGAACGAUAAUAAUGUAACUGAAGAAACGACUGAUGAAAAUAAAUAGUUUAUGUAUUACAAAACGCACGACCUACUUGAUGGAUAGCUAAUUUUGCGGCGGGUUUUGAAAAAUAAUAGAGGGCGCCACGUUAAGGGAAUGUGUUGAAAUUCACCACAUUUAAGCUGUCAAUUUCCCAGAUUGCUAGAUUUUUUAAACAGGUGAAUAAAAAUACCGGGUGUCUUUUAAAGUCAGAGGCAAAAAAGUCUGAUUAUUGGCACCACGGCUAUCUUGUUAUUAUAACAAUUUGGUAUUUUUUUGUUACGGAUUAGCAAUAUUUCGAGUUUUUUACUCAAAACAUGCUCAAACACUUGAAAAAAAAAACAAGAAUUACAUGAUCUUCGAACAUAUCUUGGUUUGUUUAAAAAAAAAAAACAAUUCCGAAGUCAUAUAACAAAAUACCAAAAACAGGAUAUUCCAAAUUACAUCGCCCACCAAAAAAUAAAUACCUAACAUCAUAGCUUUAAAGCUGAUAAGAAACGAAACCAAAUCAUUUUUUUUCUACCGUUUUCUUCCUUUUUUAAAAUAGUAUAAGUAACGCAUAUACAACUUAAAAAAAUGAAUUAAUAGCUUGUGUUUGCUCGAUUCUAUUCGACUCACAAAAAUCUGGGUUGUUGUGAUUUUUCAAAUUAAACAUAGCUCUGACUUGUCAAUUAAAACUUUGUAUUUAGAUGAUAUUUAGUCUUCAGCACAUCGUAUUAGAACUUUUGUUACUCUCUAAAAUAAAAACCUUUAAUUGUCCGUUUGGAGAGGUGUCCGCUAAUGGGAGGUUUUGUUACGUUCCUACAAAAAUGUCCGUUGUGAAGGGGUGUCCGUUCAGGAGGUUACACUGUAUUAAGUAAUCGUUACAAAGGCGCGAACAAAGUGGUUUGUCUGAUUCACUGAUUUGUUGCUAGAUUGCUUAACUAUUUUUUUUGUAUCUGAAAUAUAGAGGUGCAUGUUGCUGUCCAAAUCUCUGAAAUAUUUUUAGAUUCAUUCUUUUUUAGAAAAUAAUAUUUUGUUUUCGCGUUCAUCUUUUCUUGAUUUUUCUAAACUGAAGUAAGUAGUCUUUAAAACAUCCGUAUCCUCACUUACAGACUUCACAAGGCAUUGUUUUGGUAGAAUUUAACAGCUUAUUCACCGACUUUUUUAACUGAUUUAUUUAGAUAAGAAUUGGUUUGUUAUAUGGAGGUGAAUGACAGUAGCGUAUAAAAAUAAAAAACACCGAAUUGUAAAUCGUUUAAUUAGAAAAAAUCCUGAUUUAAAAUAAGUUAUAAAACACAAUUCAAUUGAUGACAAGUUUGAGAAAAAUUCAUUUAAACGCAACCGUGUCCAACAUCGCCCCUAAACACUGUACAAUAUUAUUAGUCAUCAACAAAUCAACUUUCUCCUCAAGAUGCCGUUUCGGAUCCUGUUUCCCGACAUUUUUAAUCGCCAACUGCUCCGGCGUCAUCUUCUCCUCUUCCUCCAGCGCCUUGUUAUAAUUUUUGGCCAAUUCUAAAACAUCAGCGACUGUUUUUUCAUUAAUCCCGCAAUUAUUUUUAUAAUCUGCGAGGAUUAAGCCAUCCAUCCACGACUUCUUAUGCAGAUUGAGUAACAUCUUUUGCUCUAAUUCAUUCUUCCGGUAGUUUAUACUAAUAGAGUAGUAGUGUCUGUUCAAACCGUGAAUCAGCGCUUGAACUGACGGCUUCUGCAAGUGCCCCAAAUUGGACGUCGUCUGGCGGGGCUCCUGCCCCAGGACCAUCAUAUUCGGGUUGAUUAACCUAAAGGCAUCGAUGACGACUUUGCCCUUGACUGACUGGAUGGGGUCCACGACCACGGCCACCGCCCGCUCACUCAGGGCUUCAAACGACUGCUGGGUGUUGAUAUCCACCCCCGACAGCCAGCACCCGAACCCGGGAUGGGAGUGGUACCACCCGACGACCAUCUCCGGGCGGCCCGUUUGGCGCAACAUGUCCAGCAUUUUGGCCUGGAAGACGGGGUCCACGGCCUCCACACUGACCCCAGUCCCGGUCUGGGGCAUCGCGAACACGUCGAUCACCCUCACGGUGUAGUCAUCAACGAAUUCACCUGAAGUUUUCGGUAAAAUUGAUUGUGCAAAGUCAUGAUGGAACUCACCCAACAUCAGGCCCAUGACUUCCAUGGGGACCCCAGCCCGGCCAUGCUUCAACAUCUUCAAAAGGGCCAACGACGAGAUGUACACUUGCUCGGCCGUGUCCACCACGGGGGCGUCCGACGGAGGGGGCGCCUGAGACAGGCCCGGCAUUCCGCCACCCAAACGAAGCAAACGAUCCAUUUUACUCAACUAAACACAAAUUCAAGAUUCUGUCAAAAA